AUUUCCAUUUCAUCCCACGCGGUCUUUAGUUGCGUCCUACUACAACACCCAACCACUCUAAAACCCGAGGAGGGAAAAGGUUCAGAAUUGAAAAAAAAGACCGUUCUACCACAGCCGCUUUGCUCAUUUAUCGCUAUCAUUAUCCCGAGCCUAUCAACAAAGCCGUGGAGGGGCAUGUGUCCCGCAACGUAAUCUUGGGAGUAUGACGUCUGAAGCGACUGGUUUCGCCCAUGCGAACAACAACAUGGAAUUCGACUCUUUGACCACUCAGCAACCUGUCCCUGCACCAGCUGGUCAAAACACAGGACCUGCUGACCAGGAGAACAAAUCCAAAGCACAACCAAGCCAAGUCCGUUUUUCUUCAACAACCGAGGAAAUUGAGCCAUCGGCCGCCACUGUUACCCCAGGACCUGGGUCAGUCGAUAAUCUAAAACAGGAAGAUGAGUUGCGGUCGUUAGCGGCUAGCCUUCAAAGAUCCCAAUUACAAGAGACCCGGCUGGGAAGUUUCUCAUAUGACCCCGUGUCUUUACCAUCUUCGAGGGUUACAUCCCGGGAAUCGAGCGAUCGCAGCGCACGAGGAGCUAAUGGAUCUGGUUUGCCGUCUCCCCAUGCCUCCCCACCGGUGUCCAUGAUGCAGUCACCACCACUCACACCAGCGGCCACCCAUUCGCGUGAAUUCAAAACUAAUGGAAUGUCCUCGACGUCAAACAAUACAGAUCGAGGAACCGCCGAAAAUUCAGCAGCAAUGACACCGGAGACGUCUCCACCUACAAGCGGAUCUACGAAGAGUAAAGCGCCCCAAAGCGCCCCAACUUCAAGACCUGGUUCGACCGAUCAUUUGUCUAAGCAGAACAAUGUUUCGCAAACAUCGUCUCAUCCUCAGAAUGGCGCAAAACAUCGUGCACAGUUCUUCAUUGGACCCGACGCCAGCUCCCAAGAAGAAAGUCCGCCAGCUACCCCUAGGGUUGAUUACACCCCACCCGGUGCUAUCACUCCGGUAGGAGAACCGGACGAUCCCUAUGCUCGCAGCAAGCGCCCCCCUCAACCCAAGAAUCUCUCCCAGCUCGAUCAGCGGUUCAUCUUCGGAGGGCGUGAUUUCAAGCGUCGUACGCACACGUCCUCUUUCGGUCGUCCAACCCCCCGGUCAGCUAGCGCGAGUGACCUGAAAGCAAGCGACAGGCAACGCAGUGGGUUUUUCAGCAGCAAAAAGGACUCUCGACAACAGGAACCCGAGGGUAAGCAUCACGGUCACAUGUCGGAACUCAAGCGAUUUUUCAAAAUGGGUCAUCACAAGCAGAAACGUGCGGAGUCGCCCACGUCGGCCCCGAAACGAUCGAGCAGGUCUUCUGGGAAGAACACGCCAUAUCAAAUGGCACCCGAUAAUGUCCCGUUUGCCGAUGACCAUGGUCUUAAUUCCAAGUACGGGAAGUUAGGAAAAGUCUUGGGAUCCGGAGCCGGGGGUUCUGUUCGGUUACUGAAACGCAACAGUGACGGCGUGACCUUUGCUGUGAAGCAGUUUAGAGAUCGUCAUUCUUGGGAGACAUUGAAGGAAUACUCAAAGAAAGUAACCGCAGAGUUUUGCAUUGGAUCAACUUUACAUCAUGGCAACAUUAUCGAGACACUUGAUAUCAUCCAAGAAGGGAAUCAUUGGUACGAAGUCAUGGAAUAUGCUCCCUUCGACCUAUUCGCGAUCGUCAUGACCGGCAAAAUGCAGAAGGAGGAGGUUGCGUGCUCUUUCAAGCAGAUCCUUAGCGGAGUGGCAUACUUACACGGGAUGGGCUUGGCACAUCGGGAUUUGAAAUUGGAUAAUGUGGUUGUCAACGAGCACGGUAUCAUGAAGCUGAUUGACUUCGGAAGUGCUGUUGUUUUCCGGUAUCCUUUUGAGAAUGAUAUUGUUCCCGCUUCUGGAAUUGUGGGUUCCGAUCCGUAUCUUGCCCCAGAGGUCUACGAUGAGAAGAAAUAUGACCCGCGCCCAACCGAUAUCUGGUCUCUUGCAAUUAUAUUCUGCUGCAUGAGCUUGCGGCGAUUCCCUUGGAAACAACCCCGAGUCAGCGAUAACUCCUAUAGACUCUUUGUCUCCACACCCACCCCAGGGACUCCGGUUCCAGACGCCGACCCGAAACGUCACCGACCGAUCAAGUCCGCUCCUGACCUCUCUUCUUCCGCCCGUGAAAGCCAGUCUUCGGAAUCCAAGAAUGGUGUGUCCGAGCCGCCAUCAGAGCCUUCCAAGAACCAGGAUGCAUCCAAACCCCAACUGAAAUCGGAACCGCCCACCCGCGAGGAAAACCGACCUCCGGAGAGCCCCCAGGAGAAGACACCCAGUGACAAUCAGAAGAAUGGCAAUCUUGACAAUAAGCCGAGACGUACAACCAGCAAAGAGGCACCCCCGCUUCCUCCCUCAGCUCAGUCAUCAGGACAACGUCAGGAAGUCAUCAAGGGCCCAUGGAGGCUUUUGCGGCUUUUGCCUCGUGAAAGCCGUUAUAUCGUCGGCCGGAUGCUUAAAGUGAGCGUGAAAGAGCGAGCGACCCUUGAUGAUGUUUUGACCGAUGAAUGGGUUCGAAACAUCGAUGCAUGUCGACAAGAGGUAUCUGGGGAGUUGUACAGGGCUCCAGGCCAUACACACAUUCUGGAGCCCCCGUCCCCCAGCACCGCAGUGGCCAGCAAGGCCAAAUAAGCUUGUGAACCUUAAUACUAACUAUUACUUCAUGUUUGAUCUUCCGAUAAGAGGCCUUUACUUUCCUCUGAGUACUCGAACUGUGCUACUGUUACUGAAUUUU
Molecule: messenger RNA, 2777 nt
Organism: Aspergillus alliaceus
Lineage: Eukaryota; Fungi; Ascomycota; Eurotiomycetes; Eurotiales; Aspergillaceae
Product: putative protein kinase
Exons: 4
Coding region: 203-2674 (823 amino acids)
Biological process (GO): intracellular signal transduction; protein phosphorylation
Molecular function (GO): ATP binding; protein serine/threonine kinase activity
Source: RefSeq, a predicted model, not a curated record